Lolium perenne is the source of this 738-nucleotide messenger RNA. Lineage: Eukaryota; Viridiplantae; Streptophyta; Magnoliopsida; Poales; Poaceae. The record is from RefSeq and is a predicted model, not a curated record.
AUGGAUGCUGGGGGAGCUGCGGCGGAGGAUGUGAAGACGGUGGCGGUGGUGGAAGUUGAUCCAUCGGCGCAGGCGGUUGGAGGGGAAAGCGCUGCUGGAGGGUCGGCGGUCGCUGCGAGGACCACCGCCGUGGAGUCCUCCAUCAUCCGGUCGGUGGUCGUCGGCACGGUGGUGGCGGCAACGGCCGAUGUGGAUGCGGGCGGAGAUGCUGCCGCAGCCGUGAAGGUGGCGUCGGAUCUUGUGGAGGAGGCUUCAUCCUCCGCGGCGGUGAAGACGGUGGCGGAUCUGGUGGCUGCGCCGGCUGCCGGCGACGUCAGUGAGGUGCAGGCGGACAUGCAGAUGGAGGCUGGUGAAGGUUCCAGGAAGCGGAAGCGCGAGGAGGAGCAGCAUGUGCCUCCUCCAAUCCAGGAGCUAGAGCCUGUCCCUCCUCCAAUCCAGGAGGAGGAAGAACCUGUGCCAGCUCCACCAGUGCCAGCUCCACCAGUGCCAGCUCCACCAGUGCCAGCUCCACCAGUUCCAGCUCCACCAGUGCCAGCUCCAGCAGUGCCAGCUCCACCAGUGCCUGCUCCACCUGUCCCUGCUCCACCUGUGCCUGCUCCACCAGUGCCUGCUCCACCUGUCCCUGCUCCAUAUGAGGAGUUGCAGGAUUCAGAUGGCUCCCUGGAGUAUGACUCCCAGGAUUCAGCCGAGUCCGUGGACAGCAGGAACAUUGGAUCCUUCAAGACCAAGCUGCUGUAG